Aegilops tauschii subsp. strangulata is the source of this 4557-nucleotide messenger RNA. RefSeq lists its product as uncharacterized. The record is from RefSeq and is a predicted model, not a curated record. NCBI's taxonomy places the organism in Eukaryota, Viridiplantae, Streptophyta, Magnoliopsida, Poales, Poaceae.
GGCAGGCUUCGCCAGCAUUGGCCGGACCGGUGCAGCGCCUGCAGCUGUGAGGCGCUGGCCACGCCGAGAACGCCGACUCCAUAAUGCUGAAGAUCCUGCAGUUGAACAAGAAUCUGAGCCCCGCGGGAAUAGGGCCAAACCCGCACGCGGAGACAACCAGUGGUCUGUUCUUGGCGGCGACCUCUUGGGCGGCGCAGGAGCGGGAGGCAUCGGCGAGGUGGAUGGGGACGACAGAAACUAGGGGAGGCGACAGAUUGGCUCGAGGGCUUGUGCCCUUUUUUUUCCGGUGGUUUGCGUCCGGUUCUUUCGAGGAACGAAACUACCGUGCGGACGACAGUUCCCGGCCCAACUUUGGUCGAUGGAGGAUCCAACAACGGUGCUAUGCAUGUACGGCUUGAUGUGGUGAUGUGCUGCAUCGUUGGUAAAUCGUCUAGAAUUGUAAGAAAUUAUAAAAUAAAUUUAAAAAAUGUGAGCACCAGGAUUUCAACCUGAUGAGUUAAGAAAACCAAUGUCUUUUUAACCAUCCGACAACAGGUUGGUUUGCAUUUUUUUUCUUUUUUUUAUAUACUAGGUCACUUAACUGAGACUUGAUUAAGUUGACUGAGAUCUAACCAUGUCCUUUACAAUAUAUUACUCCAUCCUUCUCAUAUUCUUAGGCAGGGCAUGUACAAUGGUUGAUAAGAUAGUCUUAUCUUAAGUUUUGCAUGUAAUUUAGAGAUGACAAAAAAAAUAUCUACAAUGGGUUAUCUCUUGGCAAAAUCUUUCGUCUUCGUUUUCAGCUCCGCUCGCUCGAGAAUUGCCACAAGCGCAAAUCCCGCUUUUUAUGGGUCCAAAGAUUCUUUCGCAAAACAAUCCAUCUUUUUCUGGUUUAUCGGUUUUAUAAUGAAAAGUAGAGGGCCUUGUGACUUCGCCAACGACUUCUUCAUUAGGUAGGUUUUUGUUAGCUUCAAUAACUAGACAUUUCUAAAAAUGUGGUGACACAUAUUGUGCUAAAAGACCAUCUUUUGUCUUCUCUUAAAUAAGAGAAGACAAGUCUUUUUUUAAGAGUUCUUUCUCCUCCACCUCAUCAUUUAUCCUAUGUGGCACUACUAAGAUAGUACCAUUGUACAUGCCCUUAGUGGCCAGCACGAAAAUUACCGCAGCUUUUUGUUACUUGAACCAUCGUAUAGGCUGUUAAGAUGUACGCAUCCACGGGAGACCCAGCCAGAUAUUUGUUUCUCUUUCCAGUAAAAUAGCCACCGUGAGUGGUUGUUGACUUGUUGUGACCGAAUGAGAGUGAAAAAGGCAUCCUAGAUUUUGGGAUUGCACGCAAAAGUUAGUACAUCCAACAUUUUAGAAAGGAGGGAGUAGUUUGAAAAAUCAUCUUAUAUAAUAAGGGGAAGUUGUUUUUUUUUUUGCGGAUGAAAGGAAGAUUUUAAUUCAUCAAUCAGGACAUAAGUCAUUCUUACAAAUAUCAGUGACGUCUCCUGGUCCCGAACCUAACCACACCACAGUGCAACCUUCCGUCCGUCUAAAGAAGGCUAGAUAAUGGCUUGUAUCAUUUUGUUCCCUACGAACAUGAGAUAGCUUUAGCCGAACAUGAAUAUUUAACUAAACAUGAAUAUUUAGGGAAAUGUUUGGCUUUAGUUGACGGAUCACAAGCGUGAGAUCCGCCGCCUUCUCUAUGUCACGAGUGUCUUUUGGGUGUCUUCUCUCUCUUUUUUUCUGCAACAUUAUGCGCGUUGUAAAAUUGUCUUUUGCAACAACACUCAUGUUAAAAAGGACAAAAAAAUGCCUAUAUUUUCUACGACAUCAUUUGUGUCGUAAAAAGAAAUCCGUACAUGACAACACCCAUGUUGCAAGCUGCAUGCACAUUAAAUCUAUCAUUUUUUAAUCAGCCAUCCUAGCAUGGAGCAUGCCCUGCUGCGUAUGACAAGUGAAGACACAAAAUUAUUUUAAUGGGAGAAACUUGAAGGCGCCCUCUUGCCUUGAGGCUAUGCCAACCACUUUCCUUUGGAGACGACCUUGCAAUGUAUGGCGUCGGCUUCCAAGUCUCCAGAGGCAGGUUCAGAGGCGAGAAAAGAGCACACUGUGGGUAACUGGGUACUCUGAAGGCAUCUUCUCUUCGAGUCAACGGUGAUUUGCUGCCGAGUCAAGCUCGCGGCGUCUUCCUCUCGACCACCGGCGGCCGCCACCGCUGCCGAUCGAUGACGAGCCUUUGGAGUCUGUGGGGAGAGUGGGAGAUCCGGGUGCUACUCCUCGGCAGCCUCUCCCUGCAGGUGUUCCUCCUCUUCACCGGCGGCCUCCGCAAGCGCAUCGUCGCGUCCUGGCUGCACUUCCUGCUCUGGCUCGCCUACCUCCUCGCCGAUUCCAUCGCCAUCUACACGCUCGGCUCCCUAUCUCGGAGCCAGAAGCUAUGCCACCACACCGACGGGGAGGACGGCUUGCACCUCCUCCUUUUGUGGGCGCCCUUUCUCAUCCUCCACCUCGGCGGCCAGGACACCAUCACCGCCUUCGCCAUCGAGGACAACGAGCUCUGGCUCCGCCACCUCCUCAGCCUCGUCACCCAGGUCGGCCUCGCGCUGUACGUCUACUGGAAGUCGUGCCCUUCCGCCGCGAGCCUCGUCGCUCCGGCCGUCGUCAUGUUCGCCUCUGGCGUCCUCAAGUAUGCCCAGCGCACCUGGGCGCUCAAAUCGGCCAGCAUGAGCAGCCUCCGCAGCUCCAUGCUCACACGCCCAGACCCAGGACCCAACUACGCGCAGCUCAUGGAGGAGUACCACUCCAGCAAGGAUGCCGGCCUGCGCGCCGAGAUCGUCAUCGUCCCCGAGCGGCUGCCCGUAGACGACGUCCACGUCCCGGAGGAGCCGAUGGAGUACGACGAGCUUGUCAUCAAGGCGCACAUGUUCUUCCACACCUUCCGCCGCCUUUUCGUCGACCUCAUCCUCAGCUUCCAGGACCGCACCGACAGCCUCACCUUCUUCCGCCGCCUGAAGCGCGACCAGGCCUACAAGGUCGUCGAGAUCGAGCUCCAGCUCAUGUACGAGUCGCUCCACUCCAAGUCGCCCGUCAUACACUGCCCCUCCGGCCGCUACCUCCGCGUUUUCACCCUGGCCGCGCCCAUCCUGUCGCUCCUCGUCUUCUCCAAGGCCGGCAAGGGACGCUACAAGGAGGCCGACGUUGCCGUCACUUACGUCCUCCUUGUUGGUGCCAUUUUCUUGGAGAUUUACGGCAUCAUCCUGAUGGCCAUCUCCUCCUGGAGCUACGCCGACCUGCGGAAGUUGCGCAAAUGCCUCCCGGCGGCGAGCAGAGUGGUCUUCCAGGCCGUCAAGUAUUUCAUGCCGGAGGCGAGGCCACGGUGGUCGAACCAGAUGGCCCAGUACAAUCUCCUCAGCUACUGCCUCAAGGACAAGUCCACAUGGUUGACGAGAGUGCUGGAGAGUCUCGAGUGGGAUUACAACAUCCGCGUCAAGACAGCGUGGGACAGCUUAUGGUACACGAAGCACAUCGGCGUGUCCCUGGUGCUCAAGCAGCUCAUCUUCAAGCAGCUCAAAGACAAGGCGAACAGCACGAUGGAUCCAAUGAGCUACCGGCGGUUCGGGGAUCACCGCGGGCAGUGGAUUCUGCAGCGCAAGGGGUGCUACCAGGAGCUCCGGUGGAGCGUCGAUGAGGUCGAGUUCGACGAGAGCAUCCUCCUCUGGCACAUCGCGACCGACCUCUGCUUCUACGACGACGAUAACCAAACGUCCUCAGAUCUUGCCCCCACCGGCGCCGGCAGGUUCGCGGACGAGGGCGACAUAAACAGCGGGUCCAGGUUGCCGGCGGCGAGCAGGGAGAUGGCAAAUUACAUGCUGUUCCUGCUGGUGAUGCGGCCGUUCAUGCUGACGGCGAGCAUUGGGCAGAUCCGGUUCGGCGACACCUGCGCGGAGGCCAAGAACUUCUUGGUGCGGCUGCGGGGAGGCGAGGCACGGGCGAAGGAGCGGCAGGGCGCGAGCGCGCUGGCGGCAGUGAAGGCGGAUAUCGACCCGCGGAAGGUGAAGGGGGACCGGAGCAAGUCGGUGCUGUUCGACGCGUGCCGGCUGGCAGGGCAGCUGCGCGGGAUGGAGGUUAGGAAGCGGUGGAGGCUGGUGGCCGGGGUGUGGGUGGAGAUGAUGUGCUACGCGGCGGGCAAGUGCAGGGGCAACUUCCACGCCAAGCAGCUCAGCCAGGGCGGGGAGCUGCUCACGGUGCUGUGGCUGCUUAUGGCGCACUUCGGCAUUGGUGACCAGUACAGGGUCGAGGCCGGCCAUGCCAGGGCCAAGCUCAUCGUACACAACUAGCGCAAAGUUCGUUUUGCGCCUUAACCCUCCAUCCUGGCAUCUAAGAUGCGUUCAGUUGCUAGCUAUUUGUUCACACUUUUCUGCUAUAUCCUCUAUAACACUAAGCUCCCUAGUUUAGAGCUCACAUUUAACUGAGAUUUUCAAUUAAAAUUGGGUCAUUCGAUUUUGACCUGAUUAAUAAUUUCUCAAAGCUUUCUCAUUCAAUUCUUUUGUACCAUGCUUCCUAAUUUGUAAGGCCUUGGUAUUUACUCUCGUAAUCCAA